ACACUAGGAAGCAGAGAUUAUAUGGUAUUGCCUGUGUAUGUGUGCGCUGAAUUGUUAUUGUAUAGCACAAUACAUGAGUGUCUGUAACAGCAGGGAAAAGGCCGGAAGAGGGAAGGGCUUUGGAUGCUUACAUAAUCCAGUGCGAGAGAGAGAGAGAGUCCAAGCAUAGCAUAAGGGAAGUCCAUUAACAUCAGAAGGUUUGAGAAAACGUUUGAGGGAAAGAAACUGAGUGUCAAAGACAGAUAUUGCAAUUUCUUAUUUCAUCAUGGAAGGAUCUGAGUUUUCUUCGACGACAUCGACCAGCCGACCAGAACUGUUUGAUUUUGAAGGCAUUUCUAUGGUGCAUUACUUUACUGAUGACUGGGAAAAUGUUCAGAACUUCCAUGCAAGACCAGAUGACAUCCUCAUUGCUACUUACCCUAAAGCAGGCACCACCUGGGUUUCUUACAUCUUGGACCUGCUUUAUUUUGGCAAUACAGCACCAGAGCGUCAGACCUCAAUACCCAUCUACUUCCGAGUGCCUUUCCUUGAGGCGGUUCUUCCUAAGAUACCUACAGGGGUUGAACUAGCAAAUAAUUUAUCCACCACACCACGACUCAUCAAAACUCAUUUACCUGUUCAGCUGGUACCCAAGUCCUUCUGGGAACAGAAUUGCAAGGUUGUCUACAUAGCUCGUAAUGCCAAAGACAAUGUUGUUUCUUAUUUCCACUUUGAGCGCAUGACUCAGGCACAGCCUGAGCCAGGUGACUGGAACAGUUAUCUACAGAGCUUCAUGGAUGGAAAAAAGGUGUUUGGACCUUGGUAUGAUCAUGUGUGUGGCUACUGGGAGAAGAAGAAGACAUACUCUAAUCUUCAUUACAUGUUCUUUGAGGAUAUGGUGGAGAAUACUGACCGUGAGGUGGAGAAUCUUUGCUCUUUCCUCGGGUUAUCUACACCAAAAGAAGAGAGAGAGAAAAUUACAAAAAUUACCCACUUUGAUGCCAUGAAGCAAAACAAGAUGACCAAUUACUCUACAAUCCCAGUCAUGGAUUUUUCAGUCUCACAGUUUAUGCGCAAAGGUAAAGUCAGUGACUGGAAGAAUCACUUCACAGUGGCCCAGAAUGAGCAGUUUGAUAAACACUACAAAGAGAAGAUGAAGAACACAACAUUAAAAUUUCGAACACAGAUUUAGGACGUGAUGAGACCUUAGAAUUCUUAUUUACACGUGCAAAUUUUAUUCAGUGAUCACUUUGCUUACAUUUAAGUUGUAAACACCAGACAUUGUAAUGAAUAAUGUGAAUAAUAUGUACACUUCAAGCAUGUUAUCAUUUAUAUCGAAACAACUUAGACUGUCUCUUGUAUAGCAGAAGCUCCAUAUAAAGGAAUUGAAAAACAUGUCUAAUUGUUGAAAUGGUGAUACAUAUAUAUUUUUUAAUUUAACAGUUUUGGAAGGAGUCUCCAAUGUCAGUGGUUGUAACAUCUCAUCUCAUCAUCUCUAGCCGCUUUAUCCUUCUACAGGGUCGCAGCCUAUCCCAGCAGACUACAAGCGAAAGGUGGGGUACACCCUGGACAAGUCGCCAGGUCAUCACAGGGCUGACACAUAGACACAGACAACCAUUCACACUCACAUUCACACCUACAGUCAAUUUAGAGUCACCAGUUAACCUAAACUGCAUGUCUUUGGACUGUGGGGGAAACCGGAGCACCCGGAGGAAACCCACGCGAACACGGGGAGAACAUGCAAACUCCGCACAGAAAGGCCCUUGCCGGCCACGGGGCUCGAACCCAGACCUUCUUGCUGUGAGGUGACAGCGCUAACCACUACACCACCGUGCCGCCCCCAUUGUGUACAUGUGUUUAUUCAAAGUAACAUUUCAUGAUAAUACCUCUGUGAGCACUGGCAAAGCACUGUGGUAUUAAAAGGAAUAAGACACUUUG
This is a messenger RNA of Neoarius graeffei (lesser salmon catfish), 1917 nucleotides long. RefSeq names its product cytosolic sulfotransferase 3-like. Bases 266 to 1171 code for a protein of 301 amino acids. The record is from RefSeq and is a predicted model, not a curated record. NCBI's taxonomy places the organism in Eukaryota, Metazoa, Chordata, Actinopteri, Siluriformes, Ariidae. Gene Ontology annotation, cellular component: cytoplasm. Gene Ontology annotation, molecular function: sulfotransferase activity. The transcript has 8 exons. Gene Ontology annotation, biological process: sulfation.